GUUUAGCAGAAUGUGAGUUCAGUUAAAAUAGAAGACGGAGUACUGAGAGGCGCAGAAGGAGAGAGAGUAAGCUUAUUGGGUAAAGCAGUAACAAAACCAGGAGAACAAGUAUCCCAGGCGAAUGGACUCAAUGGAGAAAUAUACAGUACAAAGAGCAGUUUGUCACUAAACCAUCUCUCCAGGACUUUCCAUUCUGUUCAUGCCGGUUUAAAUAGCAGCUACCCUGCACGGGUCUAGCUUCACUUUCUUCUGGUUUUGCAUUUUUUGUUGCUAAGGGUGAGGCAAAGGUGGGGAUAUAUGAUGAAGUUUAAGCCUAACCAGACAAGGACUUACGACGGGGAGGGUUAUAAGAAGCGAGCGGCAUGUUUGUGUUUCAAGAACGAACGGGAGGACGAGGUUUUGCUGGUUAGCAGUAGUCGGCACCCAGACCAGUGGAUUGUGCCAGGUGGGGGCAUGGAGCCCGAGGAGGAGCCUGGUGGUGCUGCAGUCAGGGAAGUUUAUGAAGAGGCUGGCGUGAAAGGCAAGUUAGGAAGGCUUCUGGGAGUUUUUGAACAGAACCAAGACAGGAAGCACAGAACAUACGUGUACGUUCUCACAGUAACAGAAACCCUAGAAGACUGGGAGGAUUCUGUUAAUAUAGGGAGAAAGAGAGAAUGGUUUAAAAUAGAAGAUGCCAUUAAAGUUCUACAGUGUCACAAACCGGUCCAUGCGGAAUACUUGGAAAAACUGAAACUGGGCUGCUCUCCCACCAACGGCAACUCUGUGGUUCCCACCCUUCCUGACAACAACUCCACUCUUUAUGUCACCUCAUCACAGACUCCUGGAAAGCCUUCCACUGUGAGAUAAAAGGACAGUCACAGCCUAUCUCACACUGGAGAGGGGACACUGUACUCACAGGAGAGUAGGGAAAUCUGACCCAGGAUUCUCAUGUAAAAUGUAUCCAUAAAACAAAUACAUUUGCAUGAACUCUUGCAGUGUUGAUACUAGUGUUUUUUUUUUUUUUUUUUUUUUUUUUUUUUUUUAAAUAUAAUUUGUAAAAUAGUAUUUCAACAAACCAAAGCCAUACCUGGAAUUUUGUUAACAAUGUUUUGUUAAGGAUGCCUUAAUUGGCCUUUUUUUAACUGUGCUUUUUGGGUUUUGUGUUUUUUGUUUUUUGUUGUUUUUUUAAACAGUCCUAUACAUUACAUGAAAGGGUAUUUGAUUCAAAACCUCUUUUUUAAAUUAUACUUGAAAUUAACAAAUGCUGUGUUCAUGAACUUGGAGAUUUGCAGACACUGUUGUAAUCAUAUUGGGGGAAUAAUAUACACUGGCGAUUUGGUAAGAAAACUAAACAGGCCCUUAAAAAAAAGUUUCAGAGAUGUUGCUAAAUUCAAUAAAUUUAUUGUCCUAUCUCAACAAUUGACACAUUUGGAUAUAUUAAGUUUGUCUGCUAAAAAGCUAAAUCUGUCAGACUAGCAUUGGGAACUUUAAUCGUAUUUAAUUCUGGAUAAUGCAUGGAGCUGGAUAUGGGUGUAUUCUAAUAAUCUAAACAGUGGCAGAUUUUAAUACCUUUACCCUAAAAUGUACAAACUUUUUCGAGGACCUCCUUUCACUGUAUUUGUAUUGUAUGUAGUAAUGUUAAUAAAGCGCCGGCAGAGUAAAAACUCAUCUGUAUUUAGAUCUGCUGCUGCUGCUGCUUACAUCAGUAAAAUAGACCCUAACCUUGUCAAUUCUGAGUACUCCAAAGCUACCUCAGUAUUUUAACAAAAUUACCGUUCUCCAUGUAAAUGUCUGACCCAGAUAAUAAUCACAAAACAGCACAGCUAGACAGACUGCUACCCAUACCAACACGAGGCAGACUGUAAUAGUAUGUUCCAGAACAAACCAAAAAUCAAAUACUGAUGUAGUUAAUAAAACCGUAUUACUUCAAUUUGGCGCCGCCCUCGUAUUAAAGACUCCCUCGUAUUAACGCCAGUUAUGUCAGCUUUAUAAUAGAGGCCGCUCUCGAAUAAACGCCGCUGUCAGUAAAGAAACAUUAAGGGAUUUCUUUUCUCC
Messenger RNA from Polyodon spathula (Mississippi paddlefish), 2034 nucleotides. RefSeq names its product diphosphoinositol polyphosphate phosphohydrolase NUDT4B. The record is from RefSeq and is a predicted model, not a curated record. Gene Ontology annotation, biological process: diadenosine hexaphosphate catabolic process; diphosphoinositol polyphosphate metabolic process; diadenosine pentaphosphate catabolic process. The transcript has 5 exons. Gene Ontology annotation, molecular function: bis(5'-adenosyl)-pentaphosphatase activity; diphosphoinositol-polyphosphate diphosphatase activity; bis(5'-adenosyl)-hexaphosphatase activity. Gene Ontology annotation, cellular component: nucleus; cytoplasm. The coding region runs from base 298 to 846 and encodes 182 amino acids. Lineage: Eukaryota; Metazoa; Chordata; Actinopteri; Acipenseriformes; Polyodontidae.